UGGGGCGGGGCCGGGCGCUGAUUGGCCGCCGCGGCGGCGGAAGGGGCGGGGCGCGCGGCGGGGCGGGCGCGAUGGCGGCGGCGGCGGCGCUCUCGCGGGUGCCGGAGGUGGAGAUCGACGGCGGCGGCGUCUUCAAGUACGUGCUGGUGCGCGUGCGCGCGGCCGGCGGGCCCGGGAAGGACGUCGUGCGCGGCCACGGCUGGGCCGAGUACCACGCCGACCUGUUCGAGCGGACGGCGGAGGAGCUGGCGCAGCAGGGCCUGGUCUGCGAGUGCCUGGGGGGCGGCCGCCUCUCCCACCGCCCCGAGGAGAGGAAGAUCCACGUCUACGGGUACUCGGUGGGCUUUGGGCGAGCGGACCACGCCGUGACUACGGAGAAGCUGAAAGCCGAGUAUCCAGACUACGAGAUCACCUGGGCGAAUGAAGGCUACUGACUCGCCCUGGCUGGGCAACGGCAUUGGCACCAGCCUGGAGCUGGUGCGGCUGGAUCCAGCGUCGGGGCGGUGGCAGCAGGCUCCCCGUGCUCGGCAGCACUCCGGGCUCUCCUGGUUUUCCUUUGUGUUGAACUCGCCUGUUCUCCGCUGUCGCCGGACUUCCCGUGCACCGUGGGUGCUCCCCACCUCCCUGGCACAGCGCGGCAAAGCCUUGGUGAAGCCAGUGGGUGCUCUGCCUUGGCCUCCCCGGUGGCGAGGGGGUUUGUCCCACAUGUGUAUGUGAGAAUUAAACACGAUGGGGAGCACA
Messenger RNA from Chroicocephalus ridibundus (black-headed gull), 741 nucleotides. RefSeq names its product phosphohistidine phosphatase 1 (gene PHPT1). Gene Ontology annotation, cellular component: cytosol. Lineage: Eukaryota; Metazoa; Chordata; Aves; Charadriiformes; Laridae. The transcript is spliced from 3 exons. Gene Ontology annotation, molecular function: protein histidine phosphatase activity. The record is from RefSeq and is a predicted model, not a curated record. Bases 72 to 434 code for a protein of 120 amino acids. Gene Ontology annotation, biological process: peptidyl-histidine dephosphorylation.